Molecule: messenger RNA, 465 nt
Organism: Closterium sp. NIES-67
Lineage: Eukaryota; Viridiplantae; Streptophyta; Zygnematophyceae; Desmidiales; Closteriaceae
Source: the annotation of a GenBank genome assembly
UUGACAAUGAGAGGACCGAUAAUCAAGGAGAGUGCAAGGCAGGAGAGGAGAGAGGAGAAGACAGAGAGGAGAAGAGAGGAGAGGAGACGCAAGGAGAGGAGAAGAGAGGAGAGGAGAAGAGAGGAGAGGAGAAGCGAGAAGAGGAGAAGAGAGGAGAGGAGAAGAGAGGAGAGGAGAAAAGAGGAGAGGAGAAGGGAGGAGAGGAGAGACGAGAGGAGAAGAGAGGAGAGGAGAAGAGAGGAGAGGAGAAGUGAGGAGAGGAGAAGAGAGGAGAGGAGAAGCGAGGAGAGGAGAAGAGAGGAGUGGAGAAGAGAGGAGAGGAGAAGACAGGAGAGGAGAAGAGAGGAGAGGAGAAGAGAGGAGAGGAGAAGAGAGGAGAGGAGAAGCGAUGAGAGGAGACGAAGCGUGCAAGGGCAUGAUCUCGCAUUCAUGGCAUGAUGUUACGGCAGGUGGGAUGGCAGAGAA